AUUUUCCAUGAUACUGCUCAGCGGGUUCGACGUCGAUGACGAAGUGUUGCUUCUGCAUGCGACUCCCGAGGUCCCUUCACAGCUGCUUCGACGGCCCUUCACCGAUCUGCAGGCAUGGGAUCGAUACGUCCACAAGCACACCCCUCUCAUUGACGACCGCUUGCCGACUCGGCGGUUCAAGACGCUUAUGACCUUAUCCUGGACUCGUCAAGACCUCAUCGACGGCAAACACCUCCACCUGAAAAAAAACGUGUCUCUCUGUGAAACAUGGAUCCAAUCGACGUUUCGCAGGCUUCCUCUGGACAUGCAGCGUGAUUUCAUCGACCCAGAGGCGUACGAGGCGCGCCGCCGUGUUGCUGCCGACCGCGUUGCAUCCACCAAGGCAGCCAAGGAUUUCGGACAGUUCUUUUCUCCGGAUUCAUCCAUCGACAUACUUCUGGACAUCGUGUUCGCGAUCCCAAUCCCCGUGUCCUCGGCUCUGUUCCUCGAACCUUCCUGCGGCAAUGGCAACUUCUUUCGACCCCUCGUCGAACGCGGCGCGAAGCGCAUUCUCGCCUACGAAUUGGAUCCAUCCGUGGCGACCGUUGCGUCUGCCGUUGACGUUCCUGGCACUCAUGUCAUCUGCGGGGACUUUCUGACGUCCACCAAGCCCGACUCGGAUGACGUGAUCGUUGUCGUGGGCAACCCGCCGUUUUCGUCGUCGUUGCAUGAUGACGUGAUCUUGUCGUUCUUCCGACAUUGUGUGGACACGUGGCAGCCCGCCGUCCUUGCGUUCAUUUUGCCCGAUCGGUGUGCGAAGCCGGCGUAUGUCGAGGUGAUUGAAGUGACGUUAUCACGAGGCGGUUACGUCAUCCAUCGCCCCAUCGUGGCAAUUCCAGACAGCCACUUUGACUUUCACGGCCGGCGCAUCAACAAGCCCAGCGUCGUCCUCGUAUGCGUCAAACAAUCGUAAACAAUGGCACCGUACAUACUAUGUGUAGUACAUCCACCACGACGAUGGACUGUGCCUUGCCUCGCUUACUAGGCACACCGUUUAGCAGCAUUGGGCCUGCAUGCUGCUUUGUUCCCCAGAGCACGAAUACAGUAGUAUGCUUCAGUGUGGCUUGGUCCAUAACAACGUCCAUUGCAUGCUGGCAUCACGUCGGAUCGAUUUUGCAUCCGUUGCAUUUUGAAAGUUCAUUCAAUAAAGUACCUAACCUUCGAUAAAGUAUCCAUAAAUAAGUUUGACCAUGA
Molecule: messenger RNA, 1233 nt
Organism: Aphanomyces astaci
Lineage: Eukaryota; Oomycota; Saprolegniomycetes; Saprolegniales; Verrucalvaceae
Exons: 1
Coding region: 8-952 (314 amino acids)
Biological process (GO): methylation
Molecular function (GO): methyltransferase activity; nucleic acid binding
Source: RefSeq, a predicted model, not a curated record